Cornus florida is the source of this 5424-nucleotide messenger RNA. RefSeq names its product probable LRR receptor-like serine/threonine-protein kinase At3g47570. NCBI's taxonomy places the organism in Eukaryota, Viridiplantae, Streptophyta, Magnoliopsida, Cornales, Cornaceae. Bases 2079 to 5198 code for a protein of 1039 amino acids. The transcript has 2 exons. Gene Ontology annotation, biological process: protein phosphorylation. The record is from RefSeq and is a predicted model, not a curated record. Gene Ontology annotation, molecular function: protein kinase activity; protein binding; ATP binding.
GAUGUUUUAUCAACUAGUUUUAGGAUCUGUGAGUCUCCCACCAUAUGCUCUCCGAAUCUGGUUGCAGCUUCGCAGAAUGGGUGCUUCUCAACAUUUUCUAGAGUUCAACCUUCAAACCGGUCCACGCAAUUAACUUCAUCAACAUGAUACGUUUCUUACACUUCAAGGGAUUUACGCACACUCGUACACAUUACAUAUGAAGAUCGAGUCGAUCGACAUCCCUAGUGUGCAUCAGAAGUUUAAAAUUAUACAUGUUUAUGAUAUUUUUGUUGCUCUUCUAAUUGAUUAUUAUCUAAUUAGGCCUGCGCUGGUUAUGAUGUUUAUUGGUACAUUUGUUCUUUCCAAAUACUCCUAUGGCACUUAUGAGAUGCAGCUUCACACUUGUGGUGUAUGUUAGAUGUCUAAUUUUUAUAUUUUAAUUUAUUUUUGAUAGAUAUCUAAAGUUGAAAGUGGAAGCCUUAAAGAAAUACUGUAGCAGAGUCGGUGUUGAUUUUGAUUUAACAUAAAAUCUUCGUGGUGGGGGCUAAACCAAACUGGUCCCAUUUCAAUUCCUUAAUUUAAUGAGAUUUCACAUUGUCUCAGCUCAUCAACACUGUUCUUUCUCCUUUGUUUUUUUAGGGUAAAUUGCUCAUCAUUAUCCUUAAUUUCAGUAGGACUUUUGCGACUCCUCUUUCCUUUCACUUCCUUCCAUUUUUCAUACGUCGUAUCAUUUCUGGUAGGAACAAAUUAGAGAUGUGUGAGUGUAGUACUGUCUACACUCUACUUGCCAAGUUGCUUUCACUAAGGCUAUAUUUGGUAGGGUGGGUUUGAAAGGGAAGGAUAAGAUUAGUUAUGAGGGAAAUGGAAGGCAAGGGAAGGGAAGGAUAAUUUUAAUUUAGUAUUGUGUUUGGUUGAUUAAGGAAGGAAAAGGAAGGGAAGGAUAAUAAUUAUGUUUGGGGAAAGAAAGGAAAGGAAAGUAUUUCGGUAAAUUUACUAUUAUACCCUUUUAUAAUUUAAAAUAAAAAUUAAUAACUUAAGUAUGUAAUAUUUGUAAAAAAAAAAAAAAAAAAAAAAAAAAGAAAAUAAAAGAAAAAGAAAAAGAAAAGAAAAAUAUUAAUAUAAAUAUAAUAUUUUUAGGGUCAUCAUUUUAGGGUCCCCGCCUCCAUCUCUAUUCUCGUUCUCUCUCUGCAACACUCUCUCUCUUUUGCAACUGCAAACCACAAAACUACAACAAUCCAAGUUCCAAACCCAUAUGUUUAUCUAUCAUUUGCAAGAAUCAAAGGUUCAAAACCCAUAUCCGCAUAUUGUUUCAGAUUGUUCCAAAAAUCAAAACCCAUAUCUUUCAGUUUCUCUUGCCCGCUGUUCUAGUUUGGGUUCGCCGUUUCCAUCGCCGGUUGUUCCAGUUCGGGUUCGCUGUACGCAAGUUUCAGCCGCUGUAAGCUUCCCCCCUCUCUUUCUCUGUGCAAUGGCUAACUUAUAUGUACGGGUUUUGUUUUGCUAAAUCAACCAAUUAAGGUCUGUAAUUCUUGUUUUGCUUAACUAAAUCCUUGAUUUUGUGUGGGUAAAAUUGGCAUCACGAUUAUCACAUGUGCCAUUGCCUUCCUUUUCCUUCCGUUUCCGCCCAUUUUUGAGAGGUUAACAAAUCUACUGUUCAAGCCUUGCCUUAACCCUCCAAACCCUUCCCUCUCCUUUCCUUCCCUUCCACCAAUUUUACCCAAACACAAUUUUUUUAUAACCUUCCAUCACCUUCCCUUCCCUUUCCCUUCAAACCCACUCUACCAAACUGAGCCUAAAUGACUAGUACAAUCUAGCUGAUGGCAUGACCUACCUUACAAGGUCCAUAUUUCACACUUCACAGGCUUAUGAGAAAAUUCAACCAUCUCAGCAUAGAGAACCAACUGGAGAAAUAAUUAUAUAUAACCUCAUUCAACCUAUGAUGGCCAUAAUCCAUACAUUUCACUAGUUUUCAGAAUUCUUGAAUCAUAUCACUAUUAGCCCCUGAAUAUGUAUGCAUGUAUAUAUAAUAUUAUAUAUAUAUAGUUUCUUUGAUUUGCUUUACUUGAAGUAUCCAAUAUUGUCGAACUUUCCUUAAAAAUCAAAUGGCGCAUUCAGGUUUGAGCUCAAAAUUAUUUUGGUCACAUAUAAAUGUUUCCAUACAUGUCAUACUCCUAUAUUGCAUGAGCUUGCUGCAACCAGGCUUUCCUGUCUCCUCAGCCACUUCAAGGCUAGGAGGGAAUGAGACAGAUCAACUUGCAUUGCUUGCAUUCAAGGCCGGAAUAAAGAAUGAUCCUCACCAGUUUCUGAGCUCAUGGAAUAGAUCCAUUCACUACUGCCAGUGGCAAGGCGUUACAUGUGGUCGCCUCCACCAGGGGAGGGUCACCGUGGUAGACCUGCAGUCCCAGAAUCUGGUUGGGGCCAUAUCGCCACACCUCGGGAAUUUGAGCUUUCUUAGGGUGUUAAGGCUGCAAAACAAUAGCUUCAGCCACAAAAUCCCCCCAGAACUUGCCCAUUUGCACAGGCUGCAAAUUUUGCGCCUGAACAAUAAUUCGCUGGUUGGCGAAAUCCCUACCAAUAUGUCUGGUUGCUCCAACCUCCUUACUCUUGAUUUAUCUAACAACAUGUUGACAGGAAAAAUCCCAACAGAGCUUUAUGCCUUGUCUAAGCUCGAAGCAAUUUUUUUUGAUGGUAACAGUUUAUCAGGACCCAUCCCUCCUGCUUCAGGAAAUCUCUCCUCUCUUCUGGUAUUCUUCGUAAACAAAAAUAGCUUGGAAGGAAGCAUUCCUGAGGCUCUAUGCCAGUUGAAAAACCUGAAAUAUCUUGUAGUGAGAGAAAAUAGAUUCUCUGGUACCAUUCCUUCUUCACUUUUUAAUCUCUCUUCUAUUAUGGCUAUUGACCUUGGAAGCAACCAAGUCCAAGGGAGUCUUCCCUCUGACUUGGGCAUCACUCUGCCUAAUCUCCAAUUUUUCAGCAUUUUUGACAACGAAUUCACAGGUCCCUUUCCCGAUUCAGUAUCGAAUGCCACAAAUCUAGUUGCCUUUGUAGCUGGUUAUAAUCAUCUCACUGGAAAAGUGCCUACCCUGGAAAAUCUGCAUGGACUUCAGAGGUUUACCAUUGGUUUCAAUAGUCUUGGAGGUGGGAAAGCCGAUGACUUGAGUUUUCUAGCCUCUUUGACUAAUGCCACAAGUUUAGAGACGUUGGGGCUGACUCAAAACAACUUUGGAGGGGUGUUGCCAGAGUCCAUCGGCAACCUGUCAACCAAGCUUGCAUAUUUGACUUUAUCAUCCAAUCAAAUAUCUGGAAACAUCCCAGCAGGGAUAUUGAAUCUCAUCAGCUUGGAGGCCUUAUAUUUGGCAGCCAACCAAUUCACUGGUAACAUUCCCACUGACAUUGGGAAGCUUCAAAAGUUACAAGAAUUGGCUUUUCUGGAGAACAAUUUCUCGGGAAACAUUCCAUCCUCCCUUGGAAAUUUAACUUUACUAACCAAACUCGGUUUGGGAGAGAAUAAUUUCCAUGGUGGCAUCCCUUCGAGUCUGGGCAAAUGCCAAUAUUUGGAAUUAUUGGAUCUUGGUCGAAACAACCUUAGUGGUACAAUACCACAAGAAAUCUUUGAUCUCUCCUCUUUAUCGAUCACUCUAGACCUAUCUCAUAACCAUUUGAGUGGCUCACUUCCCAUGGAAGUUGGAAACUUGAAGAAUCUCGAAUACUUGGAUGUUUCCAUGAACAAUUUAUCCAGCAAAAUCCCUGAUGGUCUCGGUAGCUGUGUAAGAUUGGAAACACUGUAUUUGCAGCGCAACUUCCUUCAAGGCACCGUUCCUUCGUCUCUAACGUCUUUGAGAGGUAUUCAAAACUUAGAUCUCUCUUACAACAAUUUGUCAGGUGAAAUUCCAGAAUAUAUGGCGGGCUUUGACUUCUUGCAGCAGUUAAAUAUCUCUUUCAAUGAUUUUGAGGGUGAGGCACCAAGAGAAGGCAUCUUUAAGAAUGCAAGUGCAAUCUCCAUCAUUGGAAACAGAAAGCUCUGUGGGGGUGUACCUGAAUUGCAUCUACCUAAAUGCAGCUUCAAAGGGACUAAAAAGAGGAGGCGAGUUCUAUCUUUGAAGUUAAUAGUCACUAUAGCAUGUGUGCUUCUAGGACUAGCUUUGCUGUCAUGUUUUCUAUAUCUUUUCUGGUGUAGGAAGAGAAGGAAGGAGCCUCCUUCGGGUUCACCAGAAAGUUCGAUUUUGAGAGUGUCUUACCAGAGUCUGCUUAAAGCCACUGGUGGAUUUUCGACAGCCAAUUUGAUUGGUGUGGGUAGUUUUGGAUCUGUGUAUAGAGGGACUUUUGAUGAUGGAAAAAUUGUUGCUGUGAAGGUACUUAACAUGUUGCGCCGCGGAGCUUCCAAGAGUUUCAUUGCCGAGUGUGAGGCUUUGAGGAGCAUCAGACAUCGUAAUCUUGUCAAGUUGCUAACCGCGUGUUCAAGUUCAGAUUUUCAGGGUAAUGAUUUCAAAGCUCUGGUUUAUGAGUUCAUGGCUAAUGGGAGUCUGGAGGAGUGGCUGCAUGGAAGUCCAAGAGAGGAUACCAUGCACGAUGAGCCCAGGAAGUUAAACCUUCUUCAGAGAUUAAAUAUUGCCAUUGACGUCGCUUCUGCUCUGGAAUAUCUUCAUCAUCAUUGUGAAACACAGAUAAUUCAUUGUGAUCUCAAGCCAAGCAAUGUUCUUCUCGACAGUGAAGUGACUGGGCAUGUUAGUGACUUUGGGUUGGCUAAAUUGUUGGCGGAAGCCACCCACGGUUCUUCUACGAAUCAAACAAGCUCUAUUGGAGUAAGAGGAUCAAUUGGUUAUACAGCUCCAGAGUAUGGUAUGGGAAGUGAGGUGUCGGCAUAUGGUGAUGUGUACAGCUUUGGCAUCCUCCUUUUAGAAAUGUUCACCGAGAUGAGACCCACCGAUGCCAUGUUUAAAGAUGGUUUAAAUCUUCGUAACUUUGUCAAUGCAGCUUUGGCUGACAGAGUGACAGAGAUUGCAGAUCCAAUACUUCUGCAAGAAAGUGAAGAGCACAAUAGUAUUAAAAAUGAGAAACUUCAAGAGUGCUUGGUUCCCAUAUUUACAGUUGGAAUUGCUUGUUCUGCAGAAUUGGCAAGAGAACGAAUGAACAUUCGUGAUGUUGUAGUCAAGUUGAAUUUGGUGAGGGCCAUUCUUCUUGACACCGGAAUACGCGGAGACAAAAGGGCUACAAGUAGGCACUAAUCUUGAAAUAUAUUGUUGUCCGAGCAAUUGAUUUAAGGUAAAAAAAAAAAAAAAAAUUGCAUUAGUUUUGGUUUCACUUUUCAUUCAGGUCAACUCAAUUCUAUGCUGUGUAUCUGAAAAAUGAUCCUGUAUGGUCAUAUUCUUCCAUUAGUGCAUGGAUAAAAGGUCAUUUUAUAUGUCAUGUGGAAAUUGGUAGCAUUUAGAUGGGCAUAUUUCUUUGUUCUAA